Galendromus occidentalis (western predatory mite) is the source of this 3375-nucleotide messenger RNA. RefSeq lists its product as uncharacterized. The transcript has 11 exons. The record is from RefSeq and is a predicted model, not a curated record. The coding region runs from base 1 to 3375 and encodes 1124 amino acids. NCBI's taxonomy places the organism in Eukaryota, Metazoa, Arthropoda, Arachnida, Mesostigmata, Phytoseiidae.
AUGUUGACCGUGAAGCUGUCGGGCCAUCGCAAGUCCCGAACCCGGGAGGAGACCGGUGGGGCGCUCAGGAUUUUGCGUCCAUGUCGAGUCUUCUUCCGUCUGCUCGGCGUUCGUUUCUUGCAAUUCGAAAAGAAGUCGUCCCUCGGAACAUACCUCGAGUGGCUUCUCAGGAUGACCAUGUGGUCGGCCUUGUUGGCGUACGCCGUCGAGAGAGCUCUGUGUGUAUUCUCGCUCUUGACCAACAUCAAGAACGAGACGACAGUUCUCUCUUCGGACGGAAUCCAUUCCGUGGUCGGGUACGCAACUUCGGUCAUGCUUCUCGGAGGCUUCCUUUCGAUUCGACGCCGAGCCGAAGUGAACGAUUUCCUCCGCCGAAUGGACAAGUACACCACUGCGACGAGGGAUCCCCAAGUGUCUUAUAAAUCGAGCUCGGUGUCGUUCCUCUACGCGCUCCUCUCUGUUCUCGUCCUGCACUCGGCCUGUUUGAGCUACACGACAUCGGUCCUGGAUUACAAAAUCGUUGAAAGAGUUAGCACGGUCGUACCACUGCCGACGGACAACGCGACCUCGGAUAAGAGCGCAGCUCCGUCCCCGACGAAAACGUCGAAAACCAUAUACUCUGACAAUUUUCUCGGAGGCCGCUUCGACAAACCGGAAGACGCGGACGAUCUCGAGAACUCGAACGACGUAACGGAAAAUCAGUCGGCGAGCUCAAUUCAACCCGUCGACGUCGACAGCGCGGCAGACGGAGGCGAAGGGCACGGAGACGUUGGAGAGGUCGAUGACGAGCUUCAUCAGGAGCGUCGAAGGCGCCGACGCUCUGCGAGCGUUGCCGGCGGUCUCCCGGUGAGGGAGAUCAUUGUGGAUGCGGAGCAAAUCUCAGAAAACGACGCAAACGAGCUCUAUGAUACUGACCAAGGUUCAGUCGACUAUAACGUUCCGGAGUCGGGGAGGAAGAUUUUGUUCCGAUCGAGGAGAGGCCUCAUCGAUUCGGCGAUAGACGAAGACAUUGAUGGAGAUGGAGUAAACUUCAUCGAGCUCUUCAAACCGUUCCGUCUGGCCGUCAUGACUACACGCUACUUGAUCAUCAAGAAUAUUAUAUACCUGAGCGUGACAAUGAUCAGCUGUUUCUGCAAGAUAAUCCGCGGCCGUCUCCUCGAGGUAAACACCCGAAUGCUCGAUAAACAGACCCCCGAGUUGACGGUUGACGUGCUGGCGGAUGUGCGUCAGAAGCACACUCAGUGCCUCUCCUUGCUGAGAGAGGUCGAACAGAAUUUCAGUUUCUUCUGCCUGCUGUGGAACGUUCUGACUUUCCUCGAAAUUGUUUACAUGGGUCGAAUGAUUUAUGAGAUUCAUGCCACCACCCUCUACGAGCUCCCGAAGGACCAGCGCUGGAUAUGGGGUCACAGCGCUGUGCUGUGCGUCGACAUCAUCCUUCUCACUGUCUUCCAUCUGAAUUUCAUCAACUCGGCCGCAAGUGCGCGACUCGAGGCUCUCCGAACCGUCGACCUCGUAACCAUCGGAACCGCCAACAUACCACCGAGUCGUAUCGAGGCCCACCAACAGGCCGAACUGCUGGUGUCGGUCGCAACGAUCCGAGAUCCGGGUCUCAGCGUUUGGGACAUCUUGCCUCAAACUCGAGUUUUUGGGUACUUUGUCCUCUUGCUGGCCUACAUAGUACUGUAUGCGCACAUCCAGUUCCUCAGGGACGGUAAAUGGAGGGACGUAUUUGGACAAGUUCUACAAAAAAAGCGGGUUAAAGGUUCUAACAGACUUUCCAUCAUGGUUUCCGCCAUGAAAACCGAUUCCAGUCUGGUAAAGACGUGCGCUUUCCUCCUGAGGAUUUUCUCAAUUGGAAUCACUUGGCCACCGAAGGAAACUGCUCACGGAACAAAGUUGCUCAUCGCCGUUUAUCGGGUUUCUCUCUGGACGACGAUUCUGUUCUACGCCCUCUCGAGAGUUGUUUACUUCCUUUCUCUACUGAGUUACUCAGGGUUUAUUCGCUUCAUAACACUGGACGGCCUCGACGACGCAGCAUUUAUCUUAUGCUGCUUAGUUCUCCUGACUCAGAGCUACAGAGGACUUCAACUCAACGAUCGACUUGACGUUUUGGCGUUCGCCGGUGGCACCGGUCGACGGCGCCGGAGGCCACUCAAGAGUUAUGUUGCUACGAGUUUGUUCUCUGGAUGUUUACUGUUUCUGCUAGGCUCUUCAUCAGUGUUAGUUGUUCUCCGUCCGGUUCUGGACGAGGCUUUGCCCGAGCCCGCACCGAAAUUUAUAACCACGACGGAAGCACCGACAACCACUAAACGGAGCAACAUCGCAGCCGGGGGCGGGGGACCCCCCAGCGGUGGGAUGGGCCCCAAAGCGGGGGUCGGUGGCGACUUCGAUGGAAACGCCGGUGGUGGGGAUGGAGGGUUGCGAACUGCGUUCGGGAAAGGCUUGGGGGGACAGGGGGGCCUAUUCGGUAUCGGGAGUGGAAAUGACGCAGGUGGCAGCAGUAUCAUCGGUGCCGAUGGAAAGAUCACUUAUCAUUACGACAGCGAUUUGAAGGGAAAAGAAGAGAAGAAUUUCGGAGGCUUUCCAUUCGGUGAGGAUGGGAACCUGAAAGGGGGGACGGGAAAACCCAGAUCACCUGCAACUGGAGACGGUAUGGCCAGCCUCAAGGGUCUGUUUGAUGAAGAGGCUGGAGGGCCCUCGCGGAAACUUGGGGGUUUCGGCGUGUUUUCCGGUAAUGGAAAUUCUGUUAAAGUUGGUGGACUCUCGUCGGGAAUCAGGAAGAAGCGUUCUCCGGGAGCAGGAGAGGAGCUCCUAGCUCCCCAACGCUUUGCUGCUGGAAUGCAGGAUGUAAGCUAUGGAGCGGGAGCCGGUAUUCCACGUAUAAACCGGGGAAUAGCAGCAGGAUCCGAGGACAUCGAGGAAGGUCAUCUCAUCCUCGGAGUGGGAUCCGAAAUAUCGCUUGGAACAGGGGUGGCAUUCUCAGCUGCGACAUGUUGGACCGUCAGAGAGCAGCUCCGACGGCUGAAACGAGCUUUCGACCUAUCGACAACGGAUCAGGAGCUUCCGUCGGCGGAGGUUCUCGCUGAGAUGCGACAUCGUUUCCUACAGAGCACGAUUCUGUGCCGAUUCAUAGAUCUACACUUCAGGCGCUUGAGCCCUGUGUGGAUACUCAUCGUUUUCAUUGACGUGCAACUGCUGCUGAAUUGGAUCCACGAGGUGCCCCCAUCGCUGGAGAGCCUCCCGAUGCCACCAGCGACCUUGAUCAUGAUUCAUCUCGCGGCUUUCAGCCUCUUGCACAUUUUCUUCACUGAAGGGGCAGAGAAUCUUCGACGCGAAUUCGGGAGCACCCUACAACUCGUCGCUACUCGUACGUAA